AUGGGGGAGCCUACAACUUUUAAUGAAAUGUUCCAACUCCUAUCAGCGGAAAAUAAGAAACAGACCGAACAACUAACAGCAAGAAUCAAGCAAAGUGAAGCUAACGUUACUAGUCAACUUAAGAAGAAUUACAUUAAAAUUGAAAAAUUGGAACAAAGAAACGUCUUGUUGGAAAGAAAGAUAAGGAGAAAUAACGUAUUGUUUUUUGGACUCACAGUCGAUAAUCCAACAGAAUUAGUGAAACUUACAAUUUCAAAAAUAAACGAACUUUUUUCAGUUAACAUACAAGAAAGCAAUAUCAAUAAUAUAUUCAAGGUUGGCAAAUCAGACUCUGCGCCAAUUCUAAUCGAAUUUCUCUCGUACUUGAAAAAAGCGGAGCUCUUUAAGAACCCCGAAAAGCUUAGAGCACUAAAGAAUACGCCGUAUGCAAUUUCCAACGAUCUUUGUGAGGAGGAUAGAAGGGAACUUAAGGUAUUAAGAGAGCACCUAAAAAAAGCGUUGAACGAAAACAAACAAGCAAAAAUAAAAGGACUCAAAUUGGAAAUUGAUAGUAAACUUUAUACGGCUAAAGAAUUAGAAGACCUUUCAGAUCCGGAUGUGUCCUUAAGCAGUAGCUCAGAUCUUGAGGAAUCGAGCGAAGAAGAAAGUGAAGAAGAAGAGAAGGAAAAAGUGAAAUCAAAGUCAGAACCCAGUAUCGCGCAAACCAAGAAAAGCAAAAAGAGAAAACAACAGAAAACCCCUAGCCCAGAAGGAAUUAAAACAAGAUCUAAUAAAAAGAAGAAAACUGCAAGAAGAUUCUGA
Messenger RNA from Ceutorhynchus assimilis (cabbage seed weevil), 801 nucleotides. Lineage: Eukaryota; Metazoa; Arthropoda; Insecta; Coleoptera; Curculionidae. The record is from the annotation of a GenBank genome assembly.